AACUUUCAAUCUGUGUCUUUCGCAGUCUUCACACUUUCCUCGCCGCACUCUUUCCUCUGUGCCCAAGCCCGAUAACACACCGCGACUUCUUCUCCCACGGCUUUCGCAUCGCCUCUAACUGAAUCGUCCUAUUGCCGCCCCAAUCUGCUGUUCUUACCAACUCCCCACACCUUGGUUCAUUCACAUCCGAACCAACAUUUUCUGCCUUCCGGUCCACCUCGACAACCCGACAAGAUCAUAGCGACGUUUGGCUGGUCAUUUCGGGGUCGCGACCGUUCAAGCAGUGUUGUUGUGACCUGUAUACAUCAUCGAAGGCUCUGUGCGAUCUCUUAUACUCCCUCGCUUCGGCACUGCCUCAACGCGGCUGAGCUGCCUGGUAAAGAGUUAUCCCAAAAUACCUCCGGCUAGCCCCAUCCACUCGUUGGACGGCUUGUGUGCUGUUCUACCGACGAUCGAAAGUUCCCGCAGGUGCCUGGCUUCUUUUCCUGUCCACCACCGUGAUUACCCAAACCCACAUCACCAUCGCCGGUUGAGCAGAAGGGCUCUUUCAUAAAAGAUGGAAGACUCCCGGGGAAGGUCCUCCUCGAGGGGCAAUGCGCAGCACAUAAGCCCUCAGCCUUCUCCGAAUCAAUACGCUACAACCGUCCCAGGCGUGAUUCCUUCGGUACAAGCAGCUUUAACCUCGGGCAAGUUCAUCAACUCAAACACACAGCCCUUCUCAAAUCCGUUCUUCGAUCCACAGCAGCAGAGCGGUCUGCAGGCCAACUCCGCUGAACCGAAUUACUACGGCGAUAGUCAGUAUCAAGAUACAUUCCAGACCAAUCAAUUCGGAAACCAGUCAUUUGACCCAUCAUUCAACAGCACCUUCAUGUUUCAAGGAGAAAAUAUGCCUAAUGACUAUCAAGCCUACACAAUAAGUAAUGCCUACGAUAUAAAUCCACAGACGAACAUCAACCCCGCCGACCUGAGUAAGGUUUCUUCUCCUCCACCAGACCAGCAGUCACCUAGUUUGCAUCCACCAGAGAACCUUUCCUCUCAGCCUGGCUCGCCUGCAUCCACGAAUGGACAGUUCUAUACGCCACAACAUUCAAGGCACGCCUCGCUGGAUCCUGCCAGCGCGUACGGAGAUAGUUACUCUGGACUCAACUUCCAGCAGCACAGGAGGGCACCAUCAGAUCACAGUGAAAUUUCAUCGGCGAACCACUCCCCAUACCUUGGUCAGGCAGACCUACACGAUCCAUCGGACUUGAACCAUUCCCCGUUCCUUCAGGCGCAACCUGACACCAACAAUGCCUUCGGCAUGGAGAGUUUCAGCCUGGGUGAACAGGCCAACUACCGGUCUCCGCGAUUGAUGCCACACAUGGAAGGUAAUCAACAAGGUCUCGGGCCAGAUCAAAGCUUGUCAUUGAAUCAACCAAUGGGCAUACCUAUUCCUAACGUUUACACCUCGGAAGCAUCAGCGUAUCCCUCUAUUGUUCCGAGCAACCACAUGCGCAACACUUCUGUCGUUUCUGAUAUUGGACAAGCUGACCAGUUUGCGCCACCAACCAUUAAUAUCGAGCCUGCCCCUGUUUCGAGACAACAGAGUUUUGGCCCACAGGGAGAAGCAGUAGAGGGGGCAUUGAGCCCUCCUUCCUCGAAUAGAGGUCGAAGCCGAAGUAAAUCCGACGUCACGUUCAGCAGACCCUUGUCCCGAUCUGGGACUCCCGGGCUUACCUCGACAAACAACCUUGCCGUGUCAAGAUCACCCGAAAGAGGGAGUCGUUCUUUGUCUCGCGAAUCAUCCCCGGGCCCAGUUGCCUCUGGCAGAGUGGAAAAGAAUCGCAGAGCCUCGACUUCUUCUAUGGGCCAAUCUCGUGACUACAUUCUUGAUCUAGCAGACCCGAGCAGACCCAACGCUUCCCCAGCUGGCCAGAGUGCCCGAGUCCAAAAACACCCAGCGACCUUCCAGUGCAAUCUUUGUCCCAAGAGAUUCACGCGAGCUUACAACCUGCGGUCUCACCUGCGGACACAUACUGACGAGAGACCAUUCGUAUGUACGGUGUGCGGCAAGGCGUUUGCAAGGCAACAUGACAGAAAACGUCACGAAGGACUUCAUAGUGGCGAGAAGAAGUUUGUGUGUAAGGGAGAACUUCACUCUACCCCUGGUCAAUAUUGGGGCUGCGGUCGGCGGUUUGCUAGAGCCGAUGCUUUAGGGAGACACUUCCGAUCCGAGGCCGGAAGGAUAUGCAUCAAACCGUUGUUGGAGGAGGAAAAGGCCGAGCGGCAGAGCAGAGCGAUGAUGGAACAACAGCAACAACAGCAAGCACAAUUCGCACAAAAUUUGCAAGCUGUCCCUCAACCAAUGAUGAUCGGUAUGGAUCCCACUACGGGCACUGGUGGAUUUGCUCUGCCAGCAGCACUUCUUCAACAGUAUCCCGCUCUUCAAAACAUCGAUUGGUCUCAAAUCUCAACGGUCGACGAUCAAGGUGAUCUGAGCGAUGUUGGUGGUAUGGGAAGGGCUAGCUUCGAUGGUUCAAGCGGGGGAGAGUACUACGAUGAAGAUAUAAGUGAUGGAUAUGUUAGUGGAAAUGGUCUGGAUUUUUCUAACCCUGGGCCUCAGAUGUAUAUGGGCCAAUGAAUAGGACUACAGGGGUCGGCGAUCUUUUCCGCGGUUUGUUUUGGACGAUAUCCCUCUUUCCAGUUCUAGCGAUGCUUUGUUGUUCUUUGACAGUGGAUAGACCUGGUUUCAACGAUCACGACCAUGACCAUAUGGGAUGAGAUUGAAUUUGAUGAUGCUACGUACUUGCAGAUACCACCUUACUUUUGGAUGGGACAAUGAACGCUUUGUUGAUCAAUUGUUGGAUUCCAGCUCAGCAUUAAUCCCCAUUUCAUACAAGCAGCUGGAUGACUUAUCUUUUG
Exophiala oligosperma is the source of this 2901-nucleotide messenger RNA. RefSeq lists its product as uncharacterized. The coding region runs from base 557 to 2620 and encodes 687 amino acids. The transcript has 3 exons. Gene Ontology annotation, molecular function: RNA polymerase II cis-regulatory region sequence-specific DNA binding; DNA-binding transcription factor activity, RNA polymerase II-specific. The record is from RefSeq and is a predicted model, not a curated record. NCBI's taxonomy places the organism in Eukaryota, Fungi, Ascomycota, Eurotiomycetes, Chaetothyriales, Herpotrichiellaceae. Gene Ontology annotation, biological process: regulation of DNA-templated transcription.